AUGGCGCCCGGGUUCCCCCAUCCAAGAGUUUCAAAGAAUUCGCAAAAUACGCAAUUGAGUUACGAACUACCGCAUCGAAUUCAUACCACUAAGAUCUACCCGUUACCUUCACCAAAUGGAUCAACGAUAAUUUUACAAGGCAACGAAGAUGGAGUGAGAAUAAUCUGGAAAGGUGGUAGGCCUUUCAAAUUACAAAGAGAGAUAAGCCCAAAGACUACACAAACCAAUGGUGCGACCAAAGUCAUUUCUCUCGACUCAGAUGAAGAUGAACCUUCAAAACCACCUUUCGAAGAUAAACCAGAAUUUGAAGACGAGGAAGAGGAAAUCGAUCCAAGGAGGCCAUACCCGAGCAUUUUGCAGACUCUAGAUUUACAAUUUGGAACCGAUGUUCUUCACAUUAGCCUUUUGCCAAGCUCCACACUGAAAGCGGAUGGCAUUCCCUGGCGCGGAAUUGAUCCAUUGAAACAAAAAAUUGUUUUCACUGCAGCUUGCGGUGAUAAUACUGUUCGGCUAAUCACAUUACCUCUCACACCGCCGUCUCCUCUUAGCAAGGACCGUGAUGAAUUUCGACUUACCCCCGCGAUAGCGAAUGUCGGAAAUGGAAAAUGGGGAGAGACUAUGAUUAUCUUGACUGGUCACCAGAAGACUUCUGAUGGAACAUCUAUGACGGUUGAUUUUGAAGGAAAACAGGCUUCCACGAAAGACGAUUCAAGCACUGCAUUAGGAACUCAAAUUAUAGUAGCUUCGCAUUCAAGAGAAAUCACUGGAUUGUUACAGCUAUGGCGCAUACCACUGCCAAUACCUCCUUCAUCAACCAUGGUGCCACCCUUCCAAUCGGUUUACAUGUCAUCUCCAGCAGUCAGCAUUUCGUUCAAUCCAUCAUUCUUAGAACAGCACUCAAAUCAUUUGCUUGUCGCCGAUAAUCUAGGCACUUGCCGAAUUUACAAUUACAAGCUUCUGGUUAAUUCUUCGGAAGAUCCUGAGAGCGCGAUCGCCGAGCAAGGAUCUUGGCUCAUUUCCUUGUACCCCGGGUUCAAGAGCAACAAAGCCGAUUCCCAGGCAUCGCACAAGAAUACUUACUCUGGGUUUGGUCGAAAAUCGAUUGUAGAUGCAAAAUGGGUAUAUGGUGGCAAAGCAGUUCUCGUACUACUGAGUGACGGAGAAUGGGGUGUGUGGGAUAUGAAUGGUGUAGGACCAGGAGCGAAAAGAGGUGUCCUUGGUCAACAAUCGAUAAAAGGAGGUUCACGAUCAGAGUUCUCCCUUACAGGCUAUGUCGAAGGUGCAGCCAAAUCUAACUCAAAAACAACUGGCCCUCCACAAAUCUCUCAAUCAAAAUUCGCUCCCAUGACUCCUGGAACGCGUAAAACAACCGAUCUAUUCAGCAAUAAGAUUCAGCCCACUGGUCCAGUCCGCGGAAAAAUAUCAGUACUUGAGAUACCAUCCGUGGCAUCUCAUUUAGCAUUUGAAGAAUCUAUUCUGUUCUGGUUAGGUGAUUCCUACACCCUUAUUCCCUCUCUCUCAAAAUACUGGUCAGCCAAUCCUCGCAAAGGUCAAUCUUCAACAAAUAUUUUCAACACAUCUCCUGGUUCCCGUCCCAUUAAGUUGGAAAAUGUGGACUUAUUGGGCGAACGUUGUAUUGGUAUCGAACAAGCUCCCAAGUCCUCAAUUUCACCACAUACCAGGUCCGAGAUACCAUCCGAUAUUUUCAUAAUUGGUGAACAUAGGUUUAUCAUUUUCAUUGGAGGCAAAUCUGUAGCGCCGAAACCAAAUCAAAACGCAUACGCAUUACAAUUGGUGCAAAGAGAAGAUGAAGAUGAGGAGAUGACGGAUGAUAAAAUGAUAGCGGUAGGAAGUGGUGAAUUGGAUGUUAAUGAUAUCGAUAGAGCAUUGGCGAGGAUGGAAAAUAAGGAAAGAUCGGGUGGAGGUUUAAUGUUUGGUGGGAAGGGAAAAUGGUAG
Botrytis byssoidea is the source of this 1956-nucleotide messenger RNA. RefSeq lists its product as uncharacterized. Lineage: Eukaryota; Fungi; Ascomycota; Leotiomycetes; Helotiales; Sclerotiniaceae. Gene Ontology annotation, molecular function: protein binding. Bases 1 to 1956 code for a protein of 651 amino acids. The record is from RefSeq and is a predicted model, not a curated record. The transcript is spliced from 2 exons.